CAGUGACAUGUUACGUGAAAUUAACAGGAGUCAACUAUGUCAACUGUUGACGUUAAGGUUUCGGAUAAAAGAUAAACGUGGUAGUAAAAGAGACAGUAAUGUAACUUGUUAAGGGGUACAGAACUUUAAUUACUCGUGGGUGGUAUCACGUGUACCUGAGUAUGAAGGAAUAUGAUUAGUUGACCUUAUUACACGUGAACACGAGUACGGGCCCUACUUUUGAGCAAACUUGUGAAAACGGAAUCUUUAGGAAGACGAUGGUUUAGGAAUUGUAUAACCUGUGAGGACCAUUACGGAAACUGGGUAUAAGUACACUGCCGGACUUUAGUAGAUUUGAGGAUGAGUACUUUAUAUUAAAUACUGUGAACAGAAGUACCGUGGAUUGUACUUUUACUGAGGAGUACGUAACGUGAAGUGGAUUCUAGUACGGAGGCUUUGGUGCACGUGGGACUACAGAUUUCCACCUUAAAUAAGGUGUACGGAGCCUUAAUAAUUAACUUGUGAGGACACGUAUGGAUUUUUGUAUUCGCGAGUAAAAGAAGAUGGCUUACAUUAUAUGUUAGGACGAGCCAAGAGUACCUGUAAUCACAAAAUAACGGGACACUAGUUUUCUGUGAAGACGAGCACGGGACGUUUAAGUUCACUCCGGGCGUGUACGGCGCCCUCAGUUCAUCAGACAAUGUUGAGAAAGAAAAACCAUCGCGACCCAAUAGGGAGUCUCGAGCUCGGAGGGGCCGUACAUAUGACAAGCUCUUUCCGGGUCAAAAGGUUUAGCUAUAAGAAAAUACUGAAAUAUCUGGUGCUGAUUAUUCUGGGAGUCGCCAUUCACUCAAUAUAUCGGGAAAUAUUCCAGGCUCAUCAUGUAGAGGAACUUCAACAAAAUGACACCCCAGUACAAGACAGUAUUCAUCUUGAAGAACAGAACGUCCUUGCACCACCUGAUAAGCAGUCACCACAAGAAGCUCCGAUACAAAGGGAGCCUCCUGGCGGACGAGUUAUAGAUAACGAUAACGCUAACAGGGGUUUUCAUCACGAAAACUCUGUAGAGGAGAAGGCUAAACAGAUCGACAAUAUGGGUUUUAAAGAACAUGACAACAACAUGGCCCAACCAAACGAAAUCGUGCACGAUCCUGUUGAGCAAAAUCAAUUGUUUAAGGAAACAAAUGAGAGAAUUGUUGAUGAAAAUGAAGGUUUGGGUAACUUCCGGAAAGAAGCAAACGAAUUUCCAGUCGAGGUGGAUCCUGGCCCGUUUGAGAAAAUCGUGGAUCUGGAGGAAGACGUGCAGGAAAACCUGAGCAACAUCAAGGCGGAGGAAGAAAUACAAAGAGAGAUAGCCAACAUCAUGGAGGAUGCUUAUGAGGAUAUCAAGUUAGAACAUCCUUCCGAAAAGCACGUGCAGGAGGCAUUAUCACACGAUGACGUCAUCGACGUUGUACCACCCAAGGAAAUAGAGAAAAUGAAAGAAGCUGUGAAUAAGGUAGAAGCCCUGCCUUUAAACUACCACGAGGUUGUGAGACCACAUGACCACGGUCUCCCUAACCUUGUAACGGCCGCCCUGAAAAAGGACGUGUUGAAGCUAGAACAACUGAUCAUUUCCGUCCAGCGCUUCUUCCCCAACGAGAAGAUGUAUAUCUACGAUAUCGACCUCGAGCCCAGACAGCACAAAUUGCUAGCAGCCAUGUGUAAUGUACGCAUGCGCAGUCUGAUGGUGGAUGUAUUUCCACCGUUUGUCAAAAACAUCACCAACUUUCACUGGCGCCCGCUUGUAAUGCACAUCGCCGUAACAGAGUUUGAACACAUCACGUGGUUGAACCCUAAUAUGUGCCUGAAGAAUGCGAAGAAGCUCCUGACUCAGGUGCCAAAGGCACAUGACACGAGCGUGUUUGUGAUAGGGCAGGCCGCCGGAUACACAAGCUUCGCCGUCACACACCCCGACAUGUACAAGUUCAUCACGACAGACCGAAAGAAGUUGGCAUCAGUCCCGCACAUCGAAAUUUAUGCUCUGAUCAUGCACAAUACAGAAGAGCUCCGAGAAAACUUGAUGAAGCCACUACUCUCCUGCACAAUGAACCCAGCAUGCCUUGCGCCACAUGGCGCCGGAAGCAACUGUGAUUUUGACUUUUCCGGGAGACUUUAUGCUAAGUGUCAUCAAUAUGAUGAAUCGGCAAUAAACAUUCUUCUGAAAAAUUGGUUUCAGUUCGACAAGGCAAAAUUUAUGUCAGGGAAUUGUUGUUUUACUAACUAUAACCCUAACGAAAGAAUACGGCCCCAGAUCUGUCAUAGAACAAGGGGUGAAGAGAUAGAAGAUUUGUAAAUAAUUAUAUAGGACUGAAGAAUUUAAAUGAUAUAUUUCCAGUCAGGAAUUCUUUAGAUACCAAUGUAUUAAUGGAAUUAAUCUUUGAAUUAAGAUCUACGUAAAACUUGCUUCGACAAACGAUUAACUGAACCAUGAAAUAUUUAUGAUUUUUUGUGAAGUUAUUUUCAUACAUAUUGCUUUCCCGAUGAAAGUGCAGAAUCAUUAUAGGGUUUGGACCCUAGAAUUCCAAUCCAUUUGUUGUUACUGUCUGUGUUAUACAUUAGAUUAAAGGUCGCUAAAUUGGUGUGAAAAAUGUCGGAACAAGCAUUUUCCUUGAACUUAAUUAACACAAUGACGUCUUCAGUUGAAAUCAAUAUACGUAUGCUGAUUGUCACUGUUAUUUUAAUAUUACGUCCAUAGCGGGUGAAUGACAGCUUUUUGCUAGAUUGGUAACGUCAUCAUUAUUUUAGCUUCUUUAAGAUAAAGCUAGGAUACACAGACUAUGUUUAUUUUAAUUACGCGUGGUAAAAUGUUGAUAUGAAUAUCCAACUGCUUUUGUAUGCCAAACCAUAUGAAUUCCAGUUGGAAUGCGAAACUUUGGCUGAGAUUGGUGUGGGGACAAACUAUACAAUACACGACCUUGUCCCAAUAAACACAACAUCUUGUAGAACAUGAUGACGCGUAUAUAUAGAGCGUGAACUCCGUACCUGGCGAUCCAGACGAUUGGACCGAUUUGACCGGAUGAACAAGCGUUGUUCGUUUAUGAAAUAAGACAGGACUAAGUAAUAUGAGGCUGCUUUCAUGAGAGCGUUAAAGACAAAGCCUUGCAAGGCAUGCAGAAACGUUUGCAGGUCCGCUAUGAUUUAUUACAGAAAACAAACAAACAGGUUGAACAGGAUAUGCGAAAGGGGGGUUGGUCUUGGUCCGGAUCCUUUCUAUGGUCAUAUAUUUCUUCUCAUUGUGGAUUUACGAUUAAUAUGUGGCGUAAAUCACAAAUCGUAAUUUAAAUUAGAAUAUAUUUUCUCAUCUCCUGAGCUUUGUAAGACGAAUUGUGUUAAAUAUUGAAUAAGAGAUCACACAAAUAGACCAUAUUUAAUUGAACAUAUACAUUAUAUUAUACCAAGUAAGCUCUGUAACGAUGUGUUUAACCACGGGUGUUUGGAUAUCAUGGAACACGCGCGCUUCAAUACUACACGAACGCGCAAAGCUGUUCCAAAACAUAACCACGCCCGUUUUCUGCCCCUCGUUAUAUUAUUCCUCAUACUUCUCCCACACACACUGCGUGGAUGUUGAA
This is a messenger RNA of Mizuhopecten yessoensis (Yesso scallop), 3590 nucleotides long. RefSeq lists its product as uncharacterized. The coding region runs from base 680 to 2314 and encodes 544 amino acids. The transcript has 4 exons. Lineage: Eukaryota; Metazoa; Mollusca; Bivalvia; Pectinida; Pectinidae. The record is from RefSeq and is a predicted model, not a curated record.